Molecule: messenger RNA, 774 nt
Organism: Mollisia scopiformis
Lineage: Eukaryota; Fungi; Ascomycota; Leotiomycetes; Helotiales; Mollisiaceae
Exons: 1
Coding region: 205-774 (189 amino acids)
Source: RefSeq, a predicted model, not a curated record
GACCAUUUUAUCAAAGAAUGAGGAGCCCAUUGUCGGGAUUUAAGAAACCCACAAAGACUUUGGCGGGGCCUUGGUACUAGGUCAAAUCCAUUGUUGAUUUGUUAAAUACACAAUCUUUGUUAUCAGUAGCAUGUUUAAACAAUUAGAACAAUAAGUUGUGAACCCCUAUAUCCUCAAGUCUGUAAAUGCUACAGCUAGUACUAAAUGAUAAGAUCUCUUUCAACUUACACUUUCCACUCAAAUUACUCGAAUAUUUCACAAUCAGCAGCAGAAGUUUCAACAUCCAAAAUGACGAACAUUCUUUCAAAUUUUGAAGGUUCUGACCAAGACCAAAACAUAGGGAUUGAAAAAGUAGACCAAACUCUGAUAACCCGAGUAGAAGCAUGGCUCAACUCAAUCAGCGAAGGUGCUCCAGACACGACCUCAAGCACCGCAACUGAGAGUCAACAGAAAGAGUUCUCGAACACUCUGUCAGAGGACGACACCCACCAAUUCGAUUUCAAACCCUAUUCAUCAGUUCCCAGUAUCGAUAUAUGGGACUGGGUGAAGCAGCCACCCUCACCUGAAAAAUGGUGCGAGUCCGUUGGCGACGCAGACGACGAGUCAUCCUUGGAUGACGCGGAUUCUACUCCUGAGUCUGACUGGGAGACUUCGUCCUUGGUCGGUUCUUGCAAGGAAUCAGCUUCGGAUGGCGAUUCGCGAUCGAAAUAUCCGGAAAACUGUGAAAUGAAAUUACCACUAACAAAGCGAUUGAGAAGCCCAAACAAUACAUAA